Vitis riparia (riverbank grape) is the source of this 1144-nucleotide messenger RNA. RefSeq names its product 40S ribosomal protein S2-3-like. Gene Ontology annotation, biological process: translation. Bases 83 to 904 code for a protein of 273 amino acids. Gene Ontology annotation, molecular function: RNA binding; structural constituent of ribosome. The record is from RefSeq and is a predicted model, not a curated record. Lineage: Eukaryota; Viridiplantae; Streptophyta; Magnoliopsida; Vitales; Vitaceae. The transcript is spliced from 2 exons. Gene Ontology annotation, cellular component: ribosome; cytosolic small ribosomal subunit.
CCAUCAAAGACCUAGGGUUUCUAUCUCUCUUCGGCUUCACACUCCUCUCUUUCUCAACUCAUAUCUCUCGAUUCCUGCAAUCAUGGCCGAGAGAGGUGGUGGUGGUGAACGUGGUGGUUUUGGACGUGGUUUCGGCCGUGGUGGCCGCGGAGAUCGUGGGAGAGGUGGAAGGCGCCGCUCUGCCGGACGCCGAGAGGAGGAGGAGAAGUGGGUUCCCGUUACCAAACUCGGUCGCCUGGUGAAGGACGGUAAGAUCCGAACUGUUGAGGAGAUCUACCUCCAUUCUCUUCCAAUCAAAGAGCACCAAAUCAUCGACACUCUUGUCGGCCCAAGCCUCAAGGACGAGGUCAUGAAGAUCAUGCCGGUUCAGAAGCAGACCCGGGCUGGUCAGAGGACCCGGUUCAAGGCAUUUGUUGUCGUCGGCGAUGGAAACGGCCACGUGGGUCUCGGAGUCAAGUGCAGCAAAGAGGUGGCCACUGCGAUUCGUGGUGCGAUCAUUUUGGCCAAGCUGUCGGUGAUCCCUGUAAGGAGAGGGUACUGGGGGAACAAGAUUGGAAAGCCUCAUACUGUGCCGUGCAAGGUUACCGGGAAGUGUGGUUCGGUUACGGUGCGGAUGGUGCCGGCUCCUCGUGGUGCUGGUAUUGUGGCCGCUAGGGUUCCAAAAAAGGUUUUGCAGUUUGCUGGAAUCGAGGACGUGUUCACUUCUUCCAGGGGUUCAACCAAAACCCUCGGAAAUUUCGUCAAGGCUACCUUCGAUUGUCUGCAGAAGACUUAUGCGUACCUCACACCUGACUUCUGGAGGGAGACUCGGUACACAAAAUCUCCAUUCCAAGAGCACACAGAUCUUUUGGCAAAGCCCACCAAGGCGAUUUAUCAGGAUGAUGUUGAAAGGGUUGAGGCUUGAGGAUCUGUUAAGAGGAUUUAAAAUGUUUUGGUAGGACCUUAUGAUAUAGGGGUAAUUGGUCUUGAAUGUCAUCCAUUUUUGUUUUCCGUACUGCGUUGCUUGUUUCUGGAUAUGUUUAGACUGCAUUUUUUAAGUUUUAAAGCUGAACCAGUUUUAUGAUGUUAUUUGUUUUAUAAAAGCCUUUCCUAUAUGAAUAUAUGGGAGGAUGUUGGGUCAUUGUGUUCCUAGGUACCACGGAAA